This is a messenger RNA of Coprinopsis cinerea okayama7#130, 1157 nucleotides long. RefSeq names its product dehydrogenase. The transcript has 5 exons. Lineage: Eukaryota; Fungi; Basidiomycota; Agaricomycetes; Agaricales; Psathyrellaceae. The coding region runs from base 117 to 1157 and encodes 346 amino acids. The record is from RefSeq and is a predicted model, not a curated record. Gene Ontology annotation, molecular function: oxidoreductase activity, acting on NAD(P)H.
AACUUAAACCGGGUACUGAAGCAAGCAGCAGUUUCCCGCAUAUAGGCGCGUCUCACCCUAGCUCAACUGAUCUUUGACUCGAUUUCUAGACUAUGCUCGGCAGAGGUCAAGAAACCAUGCGGGCUCUUGUCACCACUGGCGACGGAACUUUCGAGCUCCAAACAGUAGAGAUACCCCGUCCAGGACCUUCAGAGGUCCUGAUCGAGGUCAAAGCAGCUGCUGGAAACCAUACUGACUGGAAGACACUAUCUAGCCAUCCGAGGGCAGGGAAUGUCAUGGGAGCGGAUUUCUCCGGCGUCGUAGUCUCGCUUGGAGCGGGAGUGCGUGGUCGCGAAAUAGGUCAGCGAGUUGCCGGAUGUGUUCGAGGAAAUACAACACCGAACGGGUCCUUCGCACAGUAUUUGUGCACAGACUCGAAACUUCUCGUCGACCUCCCUGAUCACGUAUCUUUCGAGGAAGGUGCUCAACUCGGUGUUUCUAUCUAUGCAGCAUGUUUGAGUCUUUUCGAUUUGCUAAAACUUCCACCUCCAACCACCACCGCCGCUGAUGGCCAAAGUGUCCCACCAAACGAGAUUCUGGUGUGGUCUGGAACAUCGGUUACAGGGUACUACGCUAUCCAACUGGCAAAACUCGCUGGACUACGCGUGAUAUCCACCUCAUCUCCUUCCCACUUUCACCAAGUGAAGGCAAGCGGGGCUGACUUGGUUUUCGAUUACUCGGACUCGUUCACCCCGCGAAGGAUAUAUGCCGCGACUGAAGGACGACUGAAACUUGCCGUGGAUUGUGUCAGCCAAGGCAUGACUCCCGCCCAGGUCAGCCACUGUCUGAGCGAAGAAGGCGGCAAGAUAGCGACGGUUCUUCCCUACAAAAGCCGAAAAAAGGGAGUAGAGACCGAGCUUGUUUGGGUGUACUCCAUGUGGGGAGAGGAGACACAGCAACCGCUUUACUAUCCCGCAUGCCCAGAACGAUAUGAGGCCGCGGUAGGGUAUAGCAAGAUGGUGUCUGAGCUAUUGGCUCAGAAAAAGCUCACGGUUGGUCCCAUCAAAGUGUUUCCCAAGGGCCUUGCGAGUGUUACUGCGGGGCUUGAGCAAAUGAAGGCUGGCAAGGUUAGCGCCGAGAAAUUUAUUUACCGAAUCUCAGACACCCCUGGACUCUGA